AUUUUACGGCGCGUUAUAUCGUAAACAGUUGCCUAUCAUUCGAUACGGUUAAGCGCGCCGCUAUUUCGGUCUAGGCGCGUUUAUUUAUAAGUUUUGAUAUUGAGAAAUUUGUGCGACUUCGAUCGGCGUUCCGAGAUGAGUUCCUGGCGUUGGAGGGAUUCACUGUGUUUUAUUUGUUUUUUAUUGUGGGUAGAUGCAGAAAUGGAGAAAAACGACCUUGACAAGGUGUUGGAGGAUGAAAUUACAUACAAGCUGGGAGAAGACCUGUUGCAGAGUGUUGAGAGGAAAUUCCAGGUGGACCUGGAAAGAUCAGUAGAUAUGGUGCUUAUAAAGAUUAAGUUGCUACUUCAGAAUGGAACUCAGCACAUUCAAGAAAAGUUGCUCGAUAUACAGGGCACUUUGGACAUGAUGAAAAGUCAUGGUGAAAACGAGGUGGAGAUAUGCCUAACACAAAAGCAGAACGAGACCUCAGCAUUAGCAGAGAAGGCGCUGCACCAGAUGGUGGUGUGUGGUUACGCCCUUAUCGGGCAAGACCCUGCGCAGGCUGUACACAAAGUUAUCACCCUGAAGAACAUGAUUAAGACGGGUGUUAAUACACUGUACGAAAAAAAGAAGGAGAUUUAUGGGCUGCUAAAAGUCUGCGGGCACGACCACGACUCUCUGAAGAAGGUCAUCAAGUGCGUCAUCUCGAAGUCCCCGCUAAUAAAGUCGGUGAUGAUGGAAAUAACAGGGAAGCUAGUGAACGGUGUUGUUGAUCUAACAAAACUUAUGGCUCACGGCGCUAUGCAUGAAGCAUGUCUCAUAGAAGUCAUAAAAACCAUUGAAGACGAAGCUAUAGAACUAAUUAAAACAGUAAAAACAUGUGCAUUUGGAAACGAAAAUUUUGCAAAUAUCGAAAAAUAUAUAGCUGAAAAUAAUGCAACAGUUCUUGAUAUACCAAACGAAACAAGUAUGAAAAAUAGUGGAAAUAUGACAAAUGUAAAAGCAAUGAAAGAUAUUUUACAAAGGAUGAUUCAAGGGAAGGAUGGUAAUAGUUUAGAUGAAACGUUCAAAGAUAAACUGAUGAAACUUCAAAACGAUCUGGAUGUUGGGAAUGUAAAUGUUAAUGCGAUUCCGAAUGAUUAGAUUAAAGACGUUGAUUAAAUGAUUGCGAAAUAA
Molecule: messenger RNA, 1158 nt
Organism: Maniola jurtina (meadow brown)
Lineage: Eukaryota; Metazoa; Arthropoda; Insecta; Lepidoptera; Nymphalidae
Exons: 6
Coding region: 136-1125 (329 amino acids)
Source: RefSeq, a predicted model, not a curated record